Vombatus ursinus (common wombat) is the source of this 3387-nucleotide messenger RNA. RefSeq names its product acyl-CoA synthetase long chain family member 5 (gene ACSL5). Gene Ontology annotation, cellular component: mitochondrion; membrane; endoplasmic reticulum. Lineage: Eukaryota; Metazoa; Chordata; Mammalia; Diprotodontia; Vombatidae. Gene Ontology annotation, biological process: long-chain fatty acid metabolic process. The transcript is spliced from 21 exons. The record is from RefSeq and is a predicted model, not a curated record. Bases 285 to 2336 code for a protein of 683 amino acids. Gene Ontology annotation, molecular function: arachidonate-CoA ligase activity.
GAGAGCCCUGGGUAUGUAAGGGAGAGCCUGCUCAUGCCUGAUCUGUGUACACACGUUCUGGGGAUAAAUGGAGGGUGACCACAUGAGAUCUGAGUCUGAGAUCCAUCUGUCUGAUCCCAUGGAAGAAAUAUCCUGAAUCUGGCCAGGCCUGAGUAGAACCCAGGACAGUGGGAGGCAGGCUUAGCGGACAGACAAGAGCCUCAGGAAGGAAUUCCCAAACCCUGGCAGCCUGACUGAUGCUGCUUCCACACCAGGUCUAAAUUUCCUGUUGCUGCUCCACAAAGAUGCUUUUCAUCUUGAACUUUCUCUUCUCCCCACUUUCAACACCAGUGGUGAUCAGCCUACUGACAGUUGGAAUCACCAUCUUCCUGUGGCUGAUUAACAAACCUCGGCCAGUCUGGCCUCUUCUGGAUCUGCAGAAACAGUCAGUGGGAGUUCAGGGAGGAGCGCGGCGUGGUGCUAUGCAACGCAGUGAUGACUUCAUCGACUAUUACUUUUCUGAUGCCAAAACAGUGUAUGAAGUUUUCCAGCGAGGACUCCGUGUGUCUGACAAUGGACCCUGCUUGGGAUCCAGAAAAGCAAAUCAACCAUACAGGUGGCUCUCUUACAAACAGGUAUCUGACAGAGCAGAGUACCUGGGAUCCUGUCUUCUGCACAAAGGAUACAAACCAUCACCAGACCAGUUUGUUGGUAUCUUUGCUCAGAACAGACCAGAGUGGAUCAUUGCAGAACUUGCCUGCUACACCUACUCAAUGGUGGCUGUCCCCCUCUAUGAUACCCUGGGGCCUGAAGCCAUAGUGUACAUUGUUAACAAAGCGGAGAUUGCCACAGUGGUCUGUGACACACCCAAGAAAGCAAAUAUUCUACUGGAGAAUGUUGAGAAGGGCCUUACCUUAGGGUUGAAGAUGAUAAUCCUCAUGGACGCCUUUGAAGAUAGCCUUAAGGAAAGAGGAGAGAAGCUUGGAAUUGAAAUCUUAUCACUAUAUGAUACAGAGAUUCUGGGCAAAGAGAAUUUCAAAAAACCUGUGCCUCCCAAACCUGAGGACCUCAGCAUUAUAUGUUUCACCAGUGGGACAACAGGUGAUCCCAAAGGAGCCAUGCUGACACACCGGAAUGUUGUUGCAAAUUCUGCAGCUUUUCUCAGAAGUGUUGAGAAUGUUUUUGUACCCACAUGUGAAGAUGUGACAAUAUCAUACCUUCCUCUGGCUCAUAUGUUUGAAAGAGUUGUACAGGCUGUUAUUUAUACCUGUGGUGCCAGAGUGGGAUUCUUCCAAGGAGAUAUCCGGCUCUUGACCGAUGACAUGAAAACCCUACAGCCAACUGUGUUCCCCGUGGUUCCCCGGCUUCUCAACAGGGUCUAUGAUAAGGUACAUAGUGAAGCCAAGACACCAUUCAAGAAGUUUUUGUUGAAUCUGGCCAUCUCUAGGAAAUUCAGUGAAGUAAAGCAAGGCAUUGUCCGGCAAGAUAGCAUCUGGGAUAUACUCAUAUUUAAAAAAAUCCAGGCAACUUUAGGUGGGAAGGUACGCUUAAUGGUAACUGGAGCUGCACCUAUCUCCUCCCCAGUCUUGGAAUUCCUCCGAGCUGCACUUGGCUGUCCGGUGUAUGAGGCUUAUGGUCAGACUGAGUGCACUGCUGGCUGCACAUUUUCAUCGCCUGGGGACUGGACAACAGGUCAUGUUGGGGCUCCUUUAGUCUGUAAUGAAGUGAAGCUUGAAGAUGUCGUAGACAUGAACUACUUCUCAGUGAAUGGGGAAGGAGAGGUUUGCAUCAGAGGCACCAAUGUGUUCAAAGGCUACCUGAAGGAUCCCGAGAAAACAGCUGAAGCUCUUGACAAAGAUGGUUGGCUUCACACAGGAGACAUCGGCCGUUGGUUACCAAAUGGAACCCUGAAGAUCAUUGACCGGAAGAAGAACAUCUUUAAACUGGCCCAAGGAGAAUACAUUGCCCCAGAGAAGAUAGAAAAUGUGUAUAUCAGGAGUGGUCCAGUAUCCCAAGUUUUUGUACAUGGAGAUAGUUUACGGUCAUCCUUAGUGGGUGUGAUUGUUCCUGACCCAGAUGUAUUUCGUAAGUUUGCAGCAAAACUUGGGGUCCAGGGUUCCUAUGAGGAGCUCUGCCUAAAUGAGCUUGUAAAGAAGACCAUUUUGGAAGACAUGCUGAAAAUUGGCAGAGAGAGUGGCCUCAAGUCCUUUGAACAAGUCAAAAAUAUUUACAUUCACCCAGAAGCAUUCUCUAUUGAAAAUGGACUCUUGACACCCACACUGAAGGCAAAGCGGGCAGAGCUUGCCAAAUACUUUCGGAGCCAAAUUGAUAACCUAUAUGAAACUGUCAAAGAAUAGCUUGAGGUACUUCUGGCUGAAGGGAUCACUGAGGCAGUCUGACUGCUCAUUCACUGUGCUGCCUUCUGUGGGGUGGAUGAAAAACUAGGUGCUUUUUUUGGAUGACUUUACCCAUCCAACAAUGAAAAUCUGAUGAUCUCCUUUUCAGUGAAGAGGAAAGACUCCUCAUCUGGGAUUUUGACCUUUCCUCAAAUUAUGCUGCUAUUGUGGGUGUAUUUAAUAACUUCAUAGGCAUGCCUUCAAGGGCUGAGCCCCACUUCCAAGCUUUCUGGUUUAUUAACUCACUGACAAUCUGUGACAGGCAGAAAGGCCCACUGGUGUGACUUCAUUAUAUACUCUUCUUGUUCCUUCAGGUAAUUCUAACUGAAUAAUAGCUCUAACAAUUAGGUGCUCUGCUGUAACACUACAAGUGCCUUUUCACCUAUGGAAAUUUAGCUGCUUGGUCACUAAAACCAUUGAAGUUAAAAUGUUUAAAACCAACAGUGACCAUAGACUUCUCUAAGAUACUGCUAUCAGAAUGGUAGAUUUUCAUUUCUGACUAGCUGCGUAUCAAGAGAAGUACACUUUUGUAUCAACUCUGUUUUUUGGAUCAGUUUCUGGUUAAACACAGGCCACAGUUGUGUCUGAUGAUUAAAGCAGUGGGGGAACAAGUAUUCUCCAACAAUGUCUUGCCCAUGAAAUACUGAUUCUCAUAGAGACACUCACUUCAAAACGUUGUCCUCUAUGUUGCUUUACUGUAGUAGCCUGUGACUACAUCUCCUUGCAGUGUGUUGCUGACCUGGAAGCCACAAAGGAAAAAAAGUACUCUUCCAGUAAAUCAAGCAAAUGGUAGGUAGAAACCAGUCAAAGUAGGAAUGAAGACCCACUGGCAAGUCAGAUGCUACCACACUGUAGACCCAGAAGAAAUAGUACCCCACAAAGGAAAUGGUCUUUCAUCCUUUAUGCAUCUCAGCUACCAUCCCACCAACCCAAUUCCCCAGAGAUUAUAUAUGCUAAUUCUCCUAGUAAAUGUAAACCUUUUACAAUAAAAUAUUGCAAAUGUUUAAUGGUU